UGGUGGCAUUUUAUUGUGUUCUUAUUGAGGUAGUGAAGUGCGUGUCCAAACAUGAGAAUUACUUUGGGAUUAGGACUUUGUGUUCUUGCUUUGCAAGUUGCUGCGCAAUUUUCUUUUAAGAAUGUAGAUGAAGUUUUUAAAUGGAAUAAAGUGGAAUUUGAAUAUUUACCGAAAUUAGAAAAUUCUUAUGUUGGACCAUUCCGUUAUUACAUUCCGGAAAAUAAUAAUAUUGGUAGUUUUGGAUACCAUCCAGCUAGUGGAUUGAUGAUAGUGAGCAUUUUCCGAGUAAGACCUGGCAUUCCUACCAAUUUGGCAGCUUUUUGUGUUGGUGAUUACCUACUUGGAUCAAGCCCAAGAGUUUGGGGUUUUCCAAACUAUCAGCUCAAUGAUCUGCACCCAAUAGAUUUCUUAUCUGGCACAGAGGAGGAAAAAGGCAAUAGGGUAUGGAACAAAGCUGAAAACCCUAUUCUAGCUCAAAAAUAUCCUUACAACAAUGUCUUUGGACGCUUCCCAAGUAUUCAACCUUUAUCAAUUUUUGGAAAACCACUUGAAAGAAUUGUUUCAACGUUUCACGUAACAGUGGAUGAAAGAUGCAACAGACUGUUCUUCUUGGAUAAUGGACAAGUACAAUAUUAUAAAAACGCUACCUACGCUAUCCAGAAACCAGCUCUUUGGGUAGUUGAUUUACCAUCAAAUGGAUGUCAUACUCGCAAUUUUCCUAUUCUUAGACGCUCAUUUUUGCCCGAUCAUAUAAUUGCUAAAGGCGCCAAUGGAUUUAUGCAUGUUACCUUGGAUUAUCAAUCAGAUAAUUCAUGUGACGAUCUCUUUGUCUACAUUACAAAUACAUAUUUCAACUACAUGUUGGUUUACGACUACAAGAAUGAUGACUUCUGGACAUUUGACCAUCAAACUUUCCAACCAGUACUGGGAGAGAGUAAUUUGAUUGAUAAUAAUUUAAAUUACCAAGCUAAUUACGGAUUGUUCUCAAUCGCUCUUGGAUUCGCUGAUACUAAUGGUGACCGGACAGCUUUCUACACACCUAUAGCUGGCACAGCUCAAUAUGCUGUAUCCACGAGAGUUCUGAAGGAUAAAUCAAAUUCUCUUAUCAAUUUCAACUCAGAAGAAUUUAGAAUCAUGGGUUACCGUGGAUGUAAUCAUCAAACUUUCAAAACUGUUAUAGAUUACUCUUAUGGAGUGAUGUUCUAUACGGAUCACCAAUCCAAUCAAAUUCGUUGCUGGAAUCUGAAAAAGCCUCUUAAUCCUGACUACAUUGGUGUGGUUCACGAAAUCGAAAACUCCACAACACAGAUGUUGAUAGACUCUUUAGGAUACUUAUGGUUCCAAUCUAGUUCCACUCCCGUUCUAUUUGCGACUGAUACACCCUUGGAUCUUACUCAAGUCACUGCCAGGUUUUUCCGUGUAAGAGUGGCUGAAGCAAUCCGCGGCACAGUUUGUGAAAACAGGGAUUAAAAUCAUGUUUUGUAAUUUUUUUGGCAAUGAAUGGGUAUAGAAUUCUCCGUAAAAUAAGCAUAUACGACAUUCAACAACUCACAUCAGGAAUUGGUCUGUUUAUAAAUAUUAAAUUUUGAAAUAAACAAUAAAUAAAGAAUCUAAGAAAAAAA
Molecule: messenger RNA, 1622 nt
Organism: Phlebotomus papatasi
Lineage: Eukaryota; Metazoa; Arthropoda; Insecta; Diptera; Psychodidae
Product: L-dopachrome tautomerase yellow-f2-like
Exons: 2
Coding region: 52-1470 (472 amino acids)
Cellular component (GO): extracellular region
Source: RefSeq, a predicted model, not a curated record